Mobula hypostoma (lesser devil ray) is the source of this 1062-nucleotide messenger RNA. Its product is annotated as Golgi apparatus membrane protein TVP23 homolog A-like. Gene Ontology annotation, biological process: vesicle-mediated transport; protein secretion. Gene Ontology annotation, cellular component: Golgi membrane. The record is from RefSeq and is a predicted model, not a curated record. Bases 180 to 794 code for a protein of 204 amino acids. Lineage: Eukaryota; Metazoa; Chordata; Chondrichthyes; Myliobatiformes; Myliobatidae. The transcript is spliced from 8 exons.
GCCUUUGCAGGGCAAUCGCGGGGAGUAUGAGCAGGAGUAGGGUGAGGCGAGCGAGCGGCGGGGGCUGGAAUUAAAUGAUGCAACCCAUGGAAAGCUUGCUGAGAGCCGCAUCCACCCGGAUACAUUUGUGAGCUGUACCAGCCACACGGAAGGUAGCGGGCCGCUGCCGAGCAACCAUCAUGCGGCAGGCGCUAGUGGACGAUACUGAGGACGUGUCGCUGGAUUUCGGUACCGAGGAGGAGGAGCUGGCUCUGAGGAAGAACAGGAUCAGACAUCCACUUGCUACAUUUUUUCACCUUUUCUUUCGUGUAAGUGCCAUCAUUACUUACCUCUUCUGUGACUGGUUUAGCAGAAGCUUUAUUGCCUGCUUUGUGACAGUACUCCUCCUCUUGUCCUGUGAUUUCUGGUCAGUAAAGAAUGUAACCGGAAGGCUUUUGGUUGGUUUGCGUUGGUGGAACCAGAUUGAUGAAGAUGGAAAAAGCCAUUGGCUCUUUGAAGCAAGAAAGACGACCGCAAAGAAUAGAGCUACGUCAACAGAGGCAGAGGCUCAGAUCUUCUGGCUUGGACUAAUUGUCUGUCCUCUGAUUUGGACGGUGUUUCUUUUUAGUACUUUGUUUUCCUUGAAGCUGAAGUGGCUGGCUUUGGUAAUAGCAGGACUUUCCUUGCAAGCAGCUAAUCUGUAUGGCUAUAUCCGCUGUAAACUUGGAGGCACCAGGAAUAUCACAAGAGCAGCAUCAACAUAUCUAGGCCAACAACUCUUCCAGAGGUCGGACAUCAUAUUUGGAGAGCUGUAAGCUACAGACAUCUUGGAACACCAGCAAUGAGAAAAGAAAACACUUCAGUUAAGUUUGUCGGUGAUGAAGGUCUGCAAGUAUUGCAUCAACCAAGUGGAUUUACUUUUAAGCAGCUGCUGUUAACACGUGUUGUGAAUAGAACCGUGGAUGUCAUUAAUAUAGAUGUCAGAUCAAGACAGUUUAAUUGUUAUAAAUUUUGGAAAAUGUUUUGAAAGUGCAGUGCCUUGCUUACAGUUAGUUAACAAAUACACUAAUAAAUUAAUCCUUU